AUGUCUUCGUCGCCGUCUGAAAAGUGCGACGAAAAUCGCGAAGUUGCCGCCGACGAAAGAAAGUCGAUCCUGCCUCCGGACGAAAAGGCGUCGCAGUCGUUCCUGAAUCUCUCGGAGAAUUCAACGAGGUUCCGGCCGGACGAGUGCGCUGGAAAUCCCGGCGGCGGCGCUGCCCGAAUAGAUCCGGAAGGCAGAGCCGGAGGUGACGGUGCAGCCGCCACAAUGGCAACGUCCAAGUUGUCGGCUGUCGUUGACGAUCGAAAAUCGUAG
Messenger RNA from Paramuricea clavata, 270 nucleotides. The record is from the annotation of a GenBank genome assembly. Lineage: Eukaryota; Metazoa; Cnidaria; Anthozoa; Malacalcyonacea; Plexauridae.